This is a messenger RNA of Diatraea saccharalis (sugarcane borer), 936 nucleotides long. Lineage: Eukaryota; Metazoa; Arthropoda; Insecta; Lepidoptera; Crambidae. The record is from the annotation of a GenBank genome assembly.
AUGGACAACUCUCAAAGUACCGACGUAUUUUCCGACUUGACACUUACAAACCAAUCCUGCACUAUAACAGCUUCAGCUUCAAACGCUAUGGAUAUGGAUACAUAUGAAGCAUUGAUCAAUAGGACUAAAGCAUCUCUCUGUAAUGAUAUAUCUGCAUUUUUCAACACAUCUUUACCAGAUAACUUCACAUUGUUGCUUAAGGAUUGUCAUUAUUGUAUAUCACAGGCACUUAAACUAUUAGUUGAAAUAUCAGAAUCACAUUCAUCGACACAGAAACUAUUACAUUAUAUAGAAGAUGCAGUUAACAUUCUGAAUUUGCUAUGUAGUUUUAUAAAGAGAAUAAUAGAAAAUUUUGCAAUGAGUUGCAGUACAAUGAAGACAUUCCCAACUACGACUGGUCAAAUUAUUAUGGAUAUAUUUAUACACUGCAGAAACAGUGAGACAAUAUACAGUAUUCAUUUAACUAGUAUACAGCAAGAACUGAAAGAUCUUUUCCGGAGUUGUCAUGAGUUGCAGCUUACUUACUUGAUGGUACUGGAGAAACAUUUCAUAUUUGAUUUAACUCAAAAAGAAGAGCUUGAUAUACUUGUUAAAGCAUUAAAUAUCAACCUGCAUAUUGGUGAGGUGGUCCAAACCCUAGAUGUGAAGACAUUGGCAGAACAAUGGAAAGCGUACACUAUGAUCUGUGAGAAGUAUGCCAGUCAUUUGGUGGAUACCAACAUUUGUUGUGAAUGUAUAAAACUUCUGUGUUCGAUGGUGUUGAAUAAUAUGAAUACUUCUUUAGAGGUAGAGCAAGAGGAGAAGCUUAUAGUUAGGUCAAUGAAGGUGGCAUACUUUACCAUAAAGAUUCUGAUGAGAAUAUGUAAUAUAUUUGAACAGUCAUCCACAAAACAAUAUAAAUGUAUUGUAGAUAUGUUAAUUAAUGUGUAUUUGUAA